This is a messenger RNA of Phanerochaete carnosa HHB-10118-sp, 1321 nucleotides long. RefSeq lists its product as uncharacterized. Bases 1 to 1191 code for a protein of 396 amino acids. The record is from RefSeq and is a predicted model, not a curated record. The transcript has 2 exons. NCBI's taxonomy places the organism in Eukaryota, Fungi, Basidiomycota, Agaricomycetes, Polyporales, Phanerochaetaceae.
AUGGUGGACGACAAUUCGCAGGUUCUAUCGCUCGGUGAUCAGUUAGACGUCGCGUCGGCUCUCUCUGUGCGCUGUAACGAACUCAGCAUCUCAAUGGCCGGUGACCUUCGAGAAUCUGACGAGCCGAGUAAUAUGACUACCUCUAACUGGAGCUCUUGGUUACACUACGGCGAGCCGCUCUCGGUCGACGACUACCCUAAUCUCACGCAGCGCCCACCAGAGCUACCUCCGUUGGUACCAAUCGUCAUCUCGGACCACUCUGCUGGACCAAGCGGAAUAGACGUGGAAUCGGGCGGCGACACUCAGCUCGGCCUGGCAGUUCUUCUCGAGGAAUUGGAGCAGCUGGCCGUACAAGCCAAGUUACUUCCUAUCCCGAGACCUCCGACACUUUCUCUCACUGACCUUUGUGAUAUCUUGACUCUGCCCAUGGACAUCAGCAUCCCGUCUAUUGAUACGGAACUUGCCGAAGCGCACAUAGCUUAUGACUCGUCCCACACUGCUAGAAACGCUAUCUCGGCUCCUGCUCGAAUCACUGUCCGCGAUUUCGAUCAGCCCUCCGCCGAAGCGCCGCAGGCGUUGAGUAUCCGGCCUGUCGCCUUCGAAGACUCUGGCUAUGCCUCCGGACCCUCAUCACCUGCCUUCUCUGAGCUGUCUUACCACUCUGAUAUUGAACGGACUCCGCGCAGCUACCAUCGUCCUCGUGCACCGAGUCCUUUGACGCCCGUCACGCCGGACUUUGCUUCAUUCCCGUCCGCUCUUCCCGCAAUGCACUCCUCGUGCAGAGAGCCGGAACACACACCUGUCCGCACUGCGAAUCCAGAACAGUUCUCUCCCUGCUUGCCUACAACACCACAUACAUUACCGAAGUCUCACGCGUCAGCCCUCCGUUCCAGCUCACUCGAUGCUGCAAGGUCGGCGCAACCCAGCAAGACCAGGUUCCUUCCCAUCAAGAGCCUCAUUUUGAACCGCAAGCGCUCCCUCGCCGCGAAAGACUUGCAUCUGCCGCUCCCUCCUACAGAGCCCCUUCCACGCGUUUCACUAGACGCCCCUCGCUCCGCUACCUCUGCCUCGUUCCUGGACUUCAAGAUCGCGAAGCGCGGCCUGCGUCGGCGCAAUUCGGAAGCCUUGCUAUCCACUAAAACUCCAGUCGUUGACACGCUGCAGUAUGAGUCUUUCCUGUCGUUUUACUAGAGCUUUAUCGGCUUCUCUCGUUGUCGUAUACCCUGUUACUGGAUUUUUGCCCGUCUAUAUCCUUAUGCAUGUGUAUUAUUACCAUCCUGGUGUAUUCUCAUCAUCUAUGUUCGCUCCCGACCUCAAAAAU